AUGUCUCCUCGGUCAAGGAGAAAUGCAGUGUCCUAUUUUAACGUGAUGGUCGUCGGCUUCUCGGGCGUCGGCAAGACAUCGUUUAUCAAAACGCUCAUGGCAGCCCUGAACAGUGAAGUGUCCAAGGACAAGCGUGAGUCGUUUGGAAGCCAACCCGCCGACUCGAACGCUCUUGCAGGGCCGCUGACAAAGACACUCAAGCCAUACACGGCGUCGGCCGGCAUUGACGUAGAUGGUGAAAAGAUCAUGUUCACUGUCAUUGACACACCGGGUUUCCAGAGCGACUAUUUGAUUGACAAACAGCUGCAUGAUAUUCUUGGUUAUAUCGAACACCAAUUUGAUUUGACACUGGCCGAGGAGAGCAAAGUGAAGCGAAACCCAAAGGCCGUCGACACUCAGGUACACGCAUGUCUGUAUGUGAUCGACCCGACGAAACGUGCGCUGGACCAGUACGAUAUUCGCAUCUUAACCCGGCUCGCAGAGCGUGUCAACGUCAUCCCUGUCGUCGGCAAGGCAGACACACUGACCUUAGCACAACGCCGUCGAUUGAAGCCAACCAUCCUCCGCGACAUUUACACCACACAAAAGAUACCUCUCUACGGCAUGCCCGAGGACGAAGAGGAAGACGAGGAAGACGACGAGGAAGAGGAAAAGACGGAAGAGAAGCAAGACAACAAUAACAGUUAUAAGAACGACGACUUCCUCAGCCAAUUUAACUAUGAAGAGGAAGAUGAAGAGACGCAGGCUUUCCUCGACUACUUGAAGCUCAUUCCCUUCAGCGUCAUUGCAUAUGAGGAUGAUCCAGAAACGGGCGACCCGAUCGAGAUUGAGGGCAUCAAGAUUGGACGCGAUUAUGGCUGGGGCAAGAUCGACUGUCUGAGUGACAGCACGAGCGAUUUCAACAGUUUGAAGACGAUGCUGCUCUCGACACACCGCCGAAUCCUCCAGACUGAAACGGUUGAACGGUACUACGAGCAAUACCGCACGGAGCGACUGUUGAUCAAACGAGCGACCAAGCUGAAGAGUAUGGAUGUUGGCAAGAAGCUUCUUGACGAUUUGAACCAGCUUAAAUAA
Molecule: messenger RNA, 1074 nt
Organism: Zychaea mexicana
Lineage: Eukaryota; Fungi; Mucoromycota; Mucoromycetes; Mucorales; Lichtheimiaceae
Product: Septin-domain-containing protein
Exons: 3
Coding region: 1-1074 (357 amino acids)
Biological process (GO): cytoskeleton-dependent cytokinesis
Cellular component (GO): cell division site; cytosol; septin complex
Molecular function (GO): molecular adaptor activity; GTPase activity; GTP binding
Source: RefSeq, a predicted model, not a curated record